Molecule: messenger RNA, 3557 nt
Organism: Schistosoma turkestanicum
Lineage: Eukaryota; Metazoa; Platyhelminthes; Trematoda; Strigeidida; Schistosomatidae
Source: the annotation of a GenBank genome assembly
AUGCUGGAACUGGUUUCGAACAAUAGUUCUGAUUUGGUUGGACGUUUCGACGUCCUAACUUCGUUGAAUUCCAUGCUUUCGGGUAUUCCAAGUACAAAAAGGAGCUGUCUUUGGGACGACCAUAGCUUAAGGACAGCUAUUUCUAAUUUCGGAGCUGGAUUACGCAAUUUGGGUGACUUUGAUCUUCAGGCCCAUUCUUCAGCUCUCCUACUCAGACUAGUCCCUCGAGAAAUGCAGAAGCAAUUUGCAUCAACUUAUAUAAUACGGGAGUUUCCGACAGUUGCACAAGAGUUCUCAAAUAUAGGGGGUAUAAAUUUCGAAUUUGAAGUUCGGUCGUUUCUCAACUCAUUAAAUGGCAUUGAGAAUGUUGAUCCAAAAGUCGUCUCUUUGCCGUGUGAGGCUUUGAAACUAUGCAAUUUAUCGCUAAGAUAUCCUGAAACUCCUAAUGUCAAAGGAGACGUUUUCUGGCUAGAUUUCAAUUUGGGUACCAAUCGAAUUACUGCAUAUUGUUUGGCACCUUUUAAUCAAGCUUCGCAAAUUUCGGACUGUACAUCUCAAAAUUCGUAUAUGUGGGAAAUCUUGACAAUCUAUCCAGAGCUACUUGAAAGUUUGGAUAUAGAGCUCGAAACGGAUUUUAUUGUUCUGCGUUUCACUAUGACUGAGCCGAUCAAAGAUUUUUGUGAGUGGGCGAAGUCGGUUUCUGGAAAUGUCAUUGAAGCAAGAAUCAUUAUCAACGCUUUGAGUAAAAAUUUCUUCCAGUUAAAAUUUACAUCAGUAAUUGUUGUUGAUGACAAUGAAGAAGCCAAUUUAGUUUGUAUUUUGAGGCGUUUACAAUCUUUGCGUCAGUAUCUAAAUGAUGAAGCCUUUGAUACGACUACUCACUUGAAAGUUCAGCCACUUGCUAAGAAUCAAUCUUUCGGUUCUAUUGUUACCUCACCUAUAAGUAUCGAUUCCAUCAGACGGGAAAAUUCUAUACAAAAGAAAACGUUACCGAAAUUGAUGGAGAUGUGUACACCAAAACGGCCAAACAAAUCAAGUACUUCAUACCAGUCAUCUAUUGCACGUUCUCCUAUUAUAUUCAAAAGUACGUUAUACCCUUUGAUGACAAAUGGUAAAGAUCUCCAGAUACAUUUGCGUGAUGAAAAAGAUGAAGCAUCAUUAGGAAAUGAAGGUGUUGCUUAUGGUUCUUUUGAAGUAAUUCUCACUCCAGUCGAUUCAUUGCACAAACCUGACAGUACAACUAAAAAGUCCAAGAUAGUUGAACCUUACUUUCGAAAAAUUUCAGAAGAGGAAUUUCAUGAGAAAUCAUUUCUUGCUGACUUCCCUGUUAAUAAUAAGGCAUUAGAUGUUGAUCUGGAUAAAUCUACACCUGAAAAACCUCGUAAAAUAGUUUCGCAUACCUCACCAGUGGCCUGUUUGAAUAUAUCAGAACCUCCAAUCAAAGCUGAUUUUAGUGAAUUUGAUGAAAAAACUCCUGAGCAUACCAAAUUAAAUUAUGUUGAAGCUUAUGUUAGCACAGAUGUUCUUGAAGAAUCUGUGGACAGAUUAUCUUCAGUUUCAUCUACCAAAGUUAUCUACAAACUAUCAGAUCUUGAUGAAAAUGUGAAACAACUAGUUAAGAUUACCAAAGAACCACAAAUUCUUACAGAAAAUUCUAAAUCCAAUCUCCCACUUAUUUCUAGUUUGACUAAAUCACCUAAAUUUGAUUCUCAACCAGCAACAGUAAUUUCUGGAAAAGAAAAUGAUUCAAACUUACGUAUUUCAAAACCUGAAGUUCCGGAAUCCGAUACCUCUCUAUCACUGUCAUCACUGGUCGGAGAAUACUCUCCGUUCCAAGAUGGUCUGCCAACUUCUUCCUACUUAGAACUUGUCACUUCCAAACCUAAGCACAAGAGUUCACGAUUAACUAGUAGAAGCAUUUGCACAUCCGCCAAUAAGUCUCUAUCUGUUUCAACGAAAACGCUUUGUAAUAUAUCGGCCUCUUAUCUUCUGGAUGUUUCACCAGAUGGAGUUUGUUGUCCGCUUACUCCUGAAGAAUACACAGUUGUAUCCUUACCCAAACUAUCUACACAAGUUACACUGAAAGGAAAAGCACGAAGAAGUGGUAGGCAGUUAACUACUACCAAACGUAAGAUUGAUAAUCAAGUAAAAAGUGAAAUAUUACAAGAACUUGAAAAGACUCCAUCAUCGCCUAAAACAACACUCACAUCAUCCUUAGAAUCAAGUGAUUCUUCAGAUGUCAAUUAUCAACCACUUCGUGUUCGACUUGAUUCCUUUAAUUCAACGGAAAGACGAAGAAGUGCACGACUUCUAAACAAAAGUCAAAAUAAUUUAAAAACCAUUACUCAAUCGGAUGUAAACUCUUCACCAAUAAAACAGGACAUCUCAUUCUCAACUCCUUCUCAAACACAGUUGUCUACUUCUCAGACUUUAACAGAGACACCUAUAAACCUUCAAAAGAUGAUAAGACCUGUGUCUGCGUUUAGAAAGAAAAAAUUCUUCUCUACUACUCGUUCAGAGAGAAUUGAGAAAGAAACACAACGAUUUCAAAAAGCUUGUGAAACGACAAAUGUAAAUAAAAAAACAUCGAAAUCAAAUAAAAAGUGUCUAAAAGAUAAAAAUCAGAAAAAUCUGGAAGUAAAAAGCAAUCAUCAACGAAAUCAACAGCCGUACAAGUCUGCACCAAAACAUUUUCCAACUAUUAAAGAGGCAAUUAAUACAGCGAUUUUGCCUCAUUCAAUGCCAGUUGAUAGUGAUCAGGAGUUUAAUGUGAAAAUUGUGGAUCCAGAUGAUGAAUUUUCGCCCGAAAAUGCUGAUGUGAUCUCUCCACCGCAGAAACCAGUCAAAUUAUCCGAUAAACUCCGUCGAUUGUGUGUUAAACCGUUUGAUAAAAAAUCGCCGGCAAUUUUACUGAGUCCAUAUACUGAAUUAGAGACAAAUAACGUGAAUGACCAUGCAUCUCAAAUCAGCUCUUCUUCGAGUGCUGCAAGUUUAUUCAAAAUGACUCCUCCUAAACAUUUUCCUAAAUACUUGGAAACAGGAAAACGAACUAAGGUUGUUCCACUUAAUUUCUCAACAUCAAUCAAUCAGACGAAUAAACCGAAGUUUACGUUAGCUAGUGAGAAACAUCUUCUGGAAGAAGAUUCAUUUGAUAAAGACUUGUCAGUUUUUGACGCCGUUGAAUUAGAAUCCAACAAACCACAAAUCUUAAAUGAUGAAUCAAUUGAAAUUGCAGGACAAUUCUAUCGAGAUUCAUUCGAUCGAUCUCCUCUAGCUGACAACCUACAUCAUAUUAGUCCGAAAGAACUGGAAGUGUGUUCAGUUACAAAUCUUGAAUCUCUUUUACAACAUGUUGCAUUAAUUUCGACAAAAGUUGAAGAAAAUAUACUAACACAUCAAGAACUUGAACAAAGAUGGCUUUCAGUUCAAAAAGAACUAUCCGAUUUAAAAUUGAAUAUUCAAGAAGCAGUCAAUAAAAGCAUUUAAUCAAUUAUACAAAUGCAGAUUAUUUUCUUUUUUAUAUGUAAAAAAAAAAUUAUCAAUUGUGUUAUAUACUU